Molecule: messenger RNA, 360 nt
Organism: Passer montanus (Eurasian tree sparrow)
Lineage: Eukaryota; Metazoa; Chordata; Aves; Passeriformes; Passeridae
Product: patatin-like phospholipase domain-containing protein 6
Exons: 3
Source: RefSeq, a predicted model, not a curated record
AUGGCCUCCAGCUCGGAGCCCAUCAACCCCACCAGCAACCUGUCGACGGUGGCGGUGCUGCCCGUGUGCGACGAGGAGCCCAUGGCGGCCUUCACGCUGGGGCUGCAGCACGCGCUCAACGCCAUCGGCCCCACGCUGCUCCUCACCAGCGACAUCAUCCGCGCCCGCCUGGGCUCCUCGGCUCUGGAGAGCAUCCAGGAGUACCGGCUGUCGGGCUGGCUGGCGCAGCAGGAGGACCUGCACCGCAUCGUGCUCUACCAGACCGACUGCACGCUGACCCCCUGGACGCUGCGCUGCAUCCGCCAGGCCGACUGCGUGCUCAUCGUGGGGCUGGGCGACCAGGAGCCCGCCCUGGGCGAG